Molecule: messenger RNA, 501 nt
Organism: Recurvomyces mirabilis
Lineage: Eukaryota; Fungi; Ascomycota; Dothideomycetes; Mycosphaerellales; Teratosphaeriaceae
Exons: 1
Coding region: 1-501 (166 amino acids)
Biological process (GO): proteasome assembly
Source: RefSeq, a predicted model, not a curated record
AUGGCCACCACAACAACCACCUCAUUAGUCGCGGAAAUCUCAGUCCAGCCUUCACCCUUCCCAGCCAAAAGCAAAACCACCUCAGGCCUCGUAUCAGGCCGUCAAACAACCAUCACGAGCAUAAAUUUCACCGACAAACUCCUAAUCACAAUCUCCCAAGCCGGUCGCCUCAGCCACUGGGUCCACGUCCCCCUCGCCACCGCCUCAGCAGAUCAAAUCGCACCUAGCUCUGGGAAUAAUACCUCUGGUCUCGGGUCUGUUGAUUCGGAAAGUACGCUCUUGCCCCGGAGUGAUUUAACGGCUACUACUGUUCUUGGUGGGACGAAGCGGGAAGAGGAAGUUGUGGGGCAGACGCUUGGGACGGUUAUCGGGAGUGCGGUUUUGAUGAAACGGGCGGGGGAGCAGAGAUUGUUGGUUCUGGGGUUGGGGUUGAUGGAUGCGGUGGGGCUUGGGAGGGAGGAGUUUGAGGAGGUCGUUGGGCUGGUAUUGGAUGUGCUUUGA